AUGUCAACUGAAACCAUACCGUUAAAACGUAUUACUUUAUAUAAAAAUGAUUUAGGGUAUUUUGAACGAACAAUCUCAUGUUCAAAAUUACAAUCACAUAUUCGUGUUGCUAAGAAGCAUAAGAAAUUAGUAAUAGAUACAUUAUGUACAACAGCUAGUACAGUAACAUUUGAUACAGAGGAACAUGAUAAAUAUGUUGUCGAAAAUACAAUUGAGCAAUAUUUUAACUUCAAUGAUUUGUCAUCAUCAACUUCAUUGGCUAGUUUUCUUAAAACAUGUAUUGGAACUGAACUAAUAUUAUUUAUUCGAGGUGAAGAUAAAGAAUAA
This is a messenger RNA of Rotaria sp. Silwood2, 327 nucleotides long. NCBI's taxonomy places the organism in Eukaryota, Metazoa, Rotifera, Eurotatoria, Philodinida, Philodinidae. The record is from the annotation of a GenBank genome assembly.